Molecule: messenger RNA, 1889 nt
Organism: Daphnia magna
Lineage: Eukaryota; Metazoa; Arthropoda; Branchiopoda; Diplostraca; Daphniidae
Product: aarF domain-containing kinase 1
Exons: 9
Coding region: 321-1850 (509 amino acids)
Biological process (GO): mitochondrion organization; lipid homeostasis
Cellular component (GO): mitochondrial inner membrane
Source: RefSeq, a predicted model, not a curated record
AAAAAAGGCUUAGAGCUUUCGCUUUCGAAUUAGAAACUUACGUUGAAUAGCGUAAGACCAUAUUACAGAAAACAUGAACGACGAAAGAGUAUUAAAGAUGAAAUACGGUCUGUUUUCUGGGACAAAGAAAGUAGUGCUGCGCGCAAGUUGCUACCAAUCGCCCUUCUAACGAGAAACUUGGACAAACCUGUCCAACUGGUUCGAUGACGAAAAUUUUACCAACCAAAUAGUUUUCUAUAAGUCAGGACAGGCUCUUUGACGAUUUUCUCUGUCUCCGUUGGAAAUGUUCAUCUAGCUCACUUAGAAUUUGGUUAAUAAUCAUGCUAAGUAAAAGGCUUCUCAAAGCUGGGGUAGCUGUAGUAGGUGCUUCUUUGGCCGUCUAUUAUAAUCAAGAGAUCCAUGAUGGUUCUGUUGGAGUCUGGCGAUUUGGAAAAACAGCAAUUGCGGUGGGGGAAAUAAUGAUAGAUUAUAAAAAAUCACUGUAUUCGAAUAAACUGGAUAGGGCCUCUCAGGAGUAUGCCAACACCAAGAGUGAGGUUCAUCUCAGGUCAGCACAACGAUUGCUUAAACUGUGUGAGAAUCUUGGAGGUGCAUACAUCAAAGUAGGCCAACACCUUGGUGCCCUCGACUACUUGAUUCCUUAUGAGUAUGUCAGCACAAUGAGAGUACUUCAGAAUCAAGCACCCGAGUCUAGUUUUGAGGAAAUCUUAAGUGUGAUUAAAGAAGACCUUCAAUGCGAUCCCUCAACGGUUUUCCGAACCAUAGAAAAGAAACCUCUCGGAACAGCAUCGCUUGCCCAAGUUCACAAAGCAGAAUUGAACGAUGGAACUAUUGUGGCCGUCAAAGUACAGCACACUUUAGUCAAAACUUAUUCUACUAUUGAUAUUAAAUCUAUGGAGGUUUUGGUAAAUUUUGCCUCUUGGGUCUUCCCCGAUUUAAAACUAGAAUGGUUGGUUAGGGAAUCCAAGAAAACGUUACCUCUGGAACUGAACUUCGUGUUGGAGGGUAAAAAUGCCGAAAAGACUGCAAGACUCAUGAAACAUCUACCUUGGCUCCAUGUACCGAAAGUUUUUUGGGAGUUCUCUACUCCACGAGUUUUAACUAUGGAAUAUUGUGACGGCUUUGAAAUCGCAGCUUUGGAGAAGGAGAAAAAAGGAGAAUUUGAACCGUUUAGAAAAGAGAUCUCCCGCAAAAUCACCCAAUUGUAUUCCGAUAUGAUUUUUCUGCACGGAUAUGUCCACUGCGAUCCGCAUCAUGGCAAUUUGAAAAUUGAGCUUGAUAAACAAGGACGUCUUGUUAUUCAUUUAUUGGAUCACGGCCUUUACACACAACUACCAUUUGAGUUUAGGGAGAACUAUGCCAAAUUUUGGAUGUCAAUCAUUUAUGCCAACGUUAAAGGAAUGCAAGAAUACUCGGAGAAACUGGGCGUAAAAGAAUUGUACGCGUACUUUGCAUGCAUGGUCUCGGGCCGUUCAAUGAGCGCAGUGCUAGGUCGGAAGGUUAAUAACACAAAAACCGACGAAGAAGAAGUGCAAAUCAAAGUUGACGCUGCGAAAUAUUUGUCGGAAAUUAUGGAGGUGCUUCAUCAAGUUCCAAGUGAAAUGCUCUUUAUUCUCAAGACCAACGACUUGCUUAGGGGACUUAAUAGUACACUUGGUGUCAAAGACAACAUCAACAGCUUUGCCACCAUGUCGCGCUCAUGUGCCAACGCCAGUUACCUUAAAGAGUAUCCCCAAUGCAAGUCUCUUUCGCACAAGUUAUGCGUCAUCAUGUCUCAUUACGUCGCCCACGUUAGAAUAACGACUUAUCAGCUUUUAUUGUGGUGGGCCUCGUGGUGGCGUCUUUUGUAGGUUAGUGUAAAUUUAAUACAAUCAAAACUUAUAUCGAAA